CGUCCGUGACGUGAUCAGGUGUUGCCUACUGUCAAUGCUACUGUACAAAUUUGUACCGUCUGCAGUUAUAUGACCAUCUUUCUUUUUUAGUACUUUGUUAUGCCAAGUUGAUCGUUAACCUAAUGCAUUUUCCUCUGUGCAGUCUAUGUGGAACCAACUUACAAAACAGCUGACUGACUUGACUGACUGAUAUAUAUUCUAAAAUAAUUUCUCGUAAUAAUCAGUUAAUUUUAUUGUUGUAUCAUUGCGAUGCUUUGUAAAUUGUAACAAAACCAAAGUACCAGUUUUAACGUUUUAUUUUGAAACAUUUCAUCAUCCUGCACGUGGUUGUCUGGGUAGGGACUGUGUGCAAAGUUCAAAUCUUAUAAUUGCCGAAACUGACACUGACACAACAAAAUUGUUAAUGUCAUCGUCUAUAGAGAUCCAAGUAUGUUAAAUCUACAAUCCAUAAACGAUACGUAUGCAUCGUAUUAACAGUUUGAUACAUUAUGUUUUUCUUUGUUCAUCAUAUAUGAAGGUAAUUUUAAGAUACUUCAUUACUCCGGUCCCUUCAAACCUGCUUCAAACAUGGCAGACCACUGUCAGUUUACGAUAUUUUUAUUCGGCCAGUUUUAAAACUUGUGAGUGGGGUUUGCCCAAUUAAAAAGGUUGGGUUUUCGAAAGUUGACCCUUUCGGGAUAGAUCUAACGAAUGUGAUACACUGAAGUGUCUUACAGGAAAACGUCAUGUUUCACAAAACUGAGAAUCUAACGGCAGAAGAAAGUUCGAGUAGCGGUGUAGUUUCCAAUCUGAAAAGCCAUAACCUUCAUAUCCGACGGGGCCUUUUCACUCAAGACAGAGGACCUAAAGGAGUAAUGUUCAGCCUGACAGAUACGGAGGAUGACGUCCAAUUUGACACCUCAGACUCAGACAAUAACUGUGAGGUGUUACUGGCGGGGAAACAGUAUCCAUCGAUCCAGGAAUUUGCCUCUGCCAUUCCCAACCAACUGCUGCUGGGAUCUCUACUGGAACACUUGUGCUUUGUUUACGAGACUGACCCCACACGCUCGCGCAUGCUUUUUAAAAUGAUGGGCCAGCAUUUAGCAGCUAUGAACCUCCUCUCUCCGCUGGCUAUCAGUGAUGAGUUCAGCACAGUCCGACUACAGCAUAACCGGGCGUUCACAGAGCUCCUGCAUGCGACCAGCUCAUCGCUUUUCCCACAGGAACAUAGAUAUUUGAGUACAGAAGGCCAGAGUCUAAGAACCAAAGAUGGUCUUUUCCAAGCCCAGACAUCUCGUUACCUUAGUGAAUUUGAAGAAAUCGAAACACUUGGUAAAGGAUCCUAUGGCAAAGUGUUUAAAGUCACAAACAAGCUUGAUGGUCAGGAAUAUGCUGUAAAAAAAAUUCUAAUCAAGAAAGUAACAAGAGACGACUGUAUGAAGGUUCUUCGAGAGGUUAAAGUGCUCUCCAGCCUUCAGCAUUCCAAUAUCGUUGGCUAUCACACUGCAUGGAUGGAGCACGUUCAGCCUGCCGUGAAAAAUCCCAAAUCCCUUGUUUCACAAACGUUUCCAGCAUUAGAGAAACCGUCGCAGAAAGAUGGGUGCACACAGGAAAACACUAACAGCAGCAAUGGAUCGUCCAUUGUUUUUGAACAUUCUGAACAAGCAGAAGCCAAAGAAAACCAGGCUACAACAGAAAGCAUGUCAGUGAAACCCUCAACGUCAAAAGAUGAGAUGGGACAUGCUGUUUGCCCCAAAAAUGUCCGCAACCCACAGAACUUUGUUCCAUGUGUGUUUCUGGGAAAGCCUCGCUCUAUGGUGAGCAAAUGCCCUGCAGCUAAAAGGGACAGCUCAACACUCUCAGAGGACGACCUCAGUCAAAACAGACUGGAAUUGAACAAUAACAAUAACUCUUACAUUGAUAUGGAUACUACUGAAUGGUCCGAAAAGCAGGCGCAAGAGGUUCAGUUCCACUUAAUGCUUUAUAUACAAAUGCAGCUUUGUGAGCGAUCUCUGAAAGACUGGAUACAAGAAAGAAACUCAAGAACCACAACGGGACUCUUGAUGUCAGUAGAUCGUUGUGAGUCAUUAGACUGUGAACACGCAUUGAAGAUUUUAAAGAAAAUACUUGAAGGAGUGGAGUACAUUCAUUCCCGUGGUAUUAUGCACAGAGACUUAAAGCCUAGAAACAUUUUCCUACAUGGACCGGAGUACCAUGUUAAGAUUGGGGACUUUGGCUUGGCUUGCCAAAACAUUAUAACUGACGAGCACGAGCAGCUGCCCUCCAGCUCUCAAGCAGGUGUAAACAUAGACUCAGCUCACACUAGUGGAGUAGGAACUUUUGUUUACGCUGCCCCAGAACAACUUGAGGGUUCUCACUAUGAUUCAAAGUCAGAUAUGUACAGUAUAGGAGUGAUUGCAUUUGAGUUAUUCCAGCCAUUUGGGACUGAGAUGGAGCGUGCACACACACUUGGAGAACUACGUCAGAGCAAGAUCCCUAACACACUGUCUAACAACUGGCCAAUUUUGGCCAAGUAUAUCAGUCUGCUGACCAGCUCUGAUCCCUCAAUGCGACCAAGUGCAUCUCAGUUACUUCAGAGUGACCUCUUCAGCACCAGUGACAUGGUUAUCCACAGUUUAAAGCGCAAGAUUGAUGAGCAAGAAGAAGAAAUUGUUCAGCUCAGGAGACAGAUCAGUGAGCUACAGAUCUCUCAAAAUGCAAUACACAGUCCAGAAAAGACAUAAUAAUAGCAGCUCUCCUACUGCUAUAAAUCCACAUUACUUGUAAAUUAUGUAAAUUGUUGUUUGGAAAUGGCUGUAUGGUAUGUGUGAGUGCAGCUGUGUAUAUAAAUGAGUGCCAUAUUUAAUGUUAUAAAAGAUCUGUAAAGUAAAGUCCCAUGCCAAUAGCCAGUGCAUUAGUCUCCAUUUAUCUGACUCUGGAAAGCUGAGUAAA
Messenger RNA from Pimephales promelas (fathead minnow), 2931 nucleotides. It is a transcript of the gene eif2ak1, whose product is annotated as eukaryotic translation initiation factor 2 alpha kinase 1. Gene Ontology annotation, cellular component: cytoplasm; nucleus. Gene Ontology annotation, molecular function: eukaryotic translation initiation factor 2alpha kinase activity; ATP binding. The record is from RefSeq and is a predicted model, not a curated record. NCBI's taxonomy places the organism in Eukaryota, Metazoa, Chordata, Actinopteri, Cypriniformes, Leuciscidae. Gene Ontology annotation, biological process: regulation of translational initiation by eIF2 alpha phosphorylation.